CAGUUUUCUGUGAAGGGUCCUGCUGAGCCUAUCGUGGUCUCACUUGGGGCAGACGCCACUCUACCCUGCCAGCUGUCCCCUGAGCAGAGUGCCGCCGGCAUGCACAUCCGGUGGUACCGAGCGCAGAUCUCCCCGGCGGUGCUGGUUUUCCAGGACGGACAGGAGCACAGUGAGGAGCAGAUGCUGGAGUACCGUGGCAGGACCCAGUUGGUGACCGACUCCAUUGACACGGGGAGUGUGACCCUGCUGAUACAGAAUGUCCGGGCCUCUGACGAUGGCCAGUACCGGUGUUAUUUUAGAGACGGUGACAUCUCGCGAGAGGCCACUGUGGAGUUGAAUGUUGAAGGCCUGGGCACGGUCCCUCGUGUUCACAUGACGGGGCCUGAGGACGGUGGGAUCCGAGUGCUGUGCUCCUCAGAAGGCUGGUUCCCAAAGCCAACGGUGCAGUGGAGAGACAGCGCGGGCGGGAAGCUGCUAUCGCCGCCAGAGUCUCAGACCCAGGACGGCGAUGGGCUCUUCCAGGUGGAGGCUUCUCUCGUAGUCAAGGACAGCUCCUUGGGCAAUGUGACCUGCUCCAUCCAGAAUCCCCUCUCCCGUCAGGAGCUCGCAUCAGCCAUCUUCCUCCCAGAGCCCUUCUUCCCCAGGGUGUCUCCGUGGAAAGCCGCCCUGGCUUGGACGGUCCCUGUGCUGAGUCUCCUCCUCGUUGGGAUCAGCUACAUUGGCUGGAGAGAACGUCAAGCCAAAGAGGAGGAGAUAAAGAGAAGUGAAAGAGAAGCUAAAGAAAGAGAUAGGGUGAAGAAGGGAAAAGAAGAGGCAUUUAAGAGCAAAGAAAGCCUCAAAAAAGAGCUCGAAGAGCGGAAGGAACUGUACCUUCAAGAUUGGAAGAAGGCCCUGCUGUAUCCUGACUGGAGAAAGGAAAAGUUCCAGGCUGCUGUGGUGACUAUAUAUAAUGAAAGGCUUUCUGAGAACAAUUCUGGAACAGAAGGAAAAGAGAACCACAGGAAGGAGUCACAGAAUCUCAUCUCAGUGGAGCAAAGAUAUUUCACAUCAGGGAGACAUUACUGGGAGGUGGACAUUAAGGAUGCUGAUGAGUGGACACUAGGCAUUUUUGAAGAAAAUACGGUUAAGAAUGCAUCAUCUAGCGAACCAUCAAAGAAAAAAUUCAGAGUCUUAGAGAAGAAGCGAGGUACAUACCGGGCUCUUGGCUACUGUUUCCAAGACAUUUUUAAAGAGGAGACUCUCCAUAUAGAAAAGGAUCCACAAAAGAUUGUGAUUUUCUUAGAUUAUGGGGAUAGUGAUGUUUCUUUCUAUGACAUAGAUAGUGGUGACCACAUCUUUUCCUUCACUGAACCCAGCUUCUCUGGAUCACUGUAUCCUUACUUCAUUCAUAAACCCGUGGAGUUCUCCGUAUGUGCACAGCCCACUGACUGACUUAGAGGCAGAUCUCACACAAAUGCUGCAGCCCAGGACUCCAGUCCUGAUCAGUGACCCCAGGCACCACUGAGCAUGGGGUCUCCACGGGUACUCAUGGAUAGAGAUUAUUACAUAAAAAGUGGUAUUCCUUGAACAAUCUGCAGAGAAGA
Molecule: messenger RNA, 1583 nt
Organism: Oryctolagus cuniculus (rabbit)
Lineage: Eukaryota; Metazoa; Chordata; Mammalia; Lagomorpha; Leporidae
Product: butyrophilin-like protein 1
Biological process (GO): regulation of cytokine production; T cell receptor signaling pathway
Cellular component (GO): external side of plasma membrane
Molecular function (GO): signaling receptor binding
Source: RefSeq, a predicted model, not a curated record